This is a messenger RNA of Solenopsis invicta (red fire ant), 1375 nucleotides long. It is a transcript of the gene Idh3a, whose product is annotated as probable isocitrate dehydrogenase [NAD] subunit alpha, mitochondrial. Bases 108 to 1187 code for a protein of 359 amino acids. The record is from RefSeq and is a predicted model, not a curated record. The transcript is spliced from 6 exons. Gene Ontology annotation, molecular function: magnesium ion binding; isocitrate dehydrogenase (NAD+) activity; NAD binding. Lineage: Eukaryota; Metazoa; Arthropoda; Insecta; Hymenoptera; Formicidae. Gene Ontology annotation, cellular component: mitochondrion. Gene Ontology annotation, biological process: tricarboxylic acid cycle; isocitrate metabolic process.
CUGCGCGCCGAGCGACGCGAGCUCCGCGUUUUCGCGAGAACAGAGCGAGAGUCGCGAUCGAGCGUGAGCCACACGUUUUUCUGUUCGCAUCGAUCAUCGUCGGCGCGAUGGCAGCCCAGUGGAUUCGUACAGCAAUUUCUUCGAGGAUCGCCGGUGCGCGGCUCUACAGCAGCACGGUACACAAAUGUACCCUCAUACCCGGAGACGGCAUCGGACCUGAGAUUUCCGCUGCUGUACAGAAGAUCUUUGAUGCCGCCAAGGUACCAAUAGAAUGGGAGUCAGUUGACGUAACACCGGUAAAAGGUCCAGAUGGCAAAUUUGGUAUACCACAAGCGGCCAUUGAUUCUGUCAAUAGAAAUAAAAUUGGUCUCAAGGGACCUCUAAUGACUCCAAUUGGAAAAGGUCACAGGUCGCUCAAUCUUGCACUUAGAAAGGAAUUUAAUUUGUACGCCAAUGUGCGACCGUGCCGAUCCUUGGAGGGGUACAAGACGUUGUACGAUAAUGUCGACGUUAUCACCAUUAGGGAAAAUACGGAAGGUGAAUACUCUGGUAUAGAGCACGAGAUUGUAGAAGGUGUUGUACAGUCUAUUAAAUUAAUUACGGAGGAGGCCUCUCGUAGGGUAGCAGAAUUUGCUUUUCAAUAUGCUACAGACAAUAAUAGGAAAAAGGUUACUGCUGUACAUAAGGCGAAUAUUAUGAGGAUGUCGGACGGCUUGUUCUUGAGGUGUUGUCGAGAAGCCGCACAAAAGUUUCCAUCUGUUAAGUUUGAGGAGAGGUACUUGGACACAGUUUGCUUGAACAUGGUGCAAGAUCCAAGUCAAUACGAUGUGCUUGUCAUGCCUAACUUGUAUGGUGAUAUUUUGUCUGAUAUGUGUGCUGGACUCGUCGGAGGUCUCGGUCUAACACCAAGCGGAAACAUUGGUUUAAACGGAGCCUUAUUCGAAUCGGUACAUGGAACAGCACCCGAUAUUGCUGGCCAAGACAAGGCAAAUCCCACGGCGUUACUACUCUCCGCGGUAAUGAUGCUAAAGCAUAUGGGCCUAAACAGUCAUGCGAAAAUCAUCGAACAUUCUGCUUACGACACUAUCAAAGAAGCAAAGUAUUUAACCGGUGAUCUAGGCGGCACUGCAAAAUGCAGCGAAUAUACCGAUGAAAUUUGUAAGAGAGUCGCCGCGCAAACCAAAUAAAGGGCAGACACUUCGUUGGCUAAAAUUUGAACUGCCAAGUACUCGUAGAAUUUGUGUGUCCGCUCCGCUUCGCGAUGAAGGGACCGUUAUUUUUUACCAACUGGUUGUAUCACAUGCAGUUUUGUGUGUGCGUCCGCAUUGCAAAUCCGCGAUUGGUUCAAUUAAUGGAUUACAUACCGUUAAAUAAU